UGCACGCGCUCAGCCUGGGGAUGCAGGAGCUUGUGCGAUGGCUCCCGCCAUGCAGUCGGCCCAGCUCCAGUUCGCCCAGCGGCUGGCCUCCAGCGAGAAGGGUGUCCGCGACCGCGCAGUGAGGAAGCUGCGGCAGUAUCUCAGCGCGAGGACGCAGAGCGACACAGGAGGUUUCAGUCAGGAUGAACUCCUAAAAAUAUGGAGAGGACUCUUCUACUGCAUGUGGGUUCAGGACGAACCCCUUCUGCAGGAGGAGCUAGCGAACAUUAUUUCCCAACUCAUCCAUGUUGUUCACAGCUCAGAGGCUCAACACCUGUUCCUUCAGACCUUCUGGCAAACCAUGAACCGAGAGUGGGAAGAGACAACAGACGAGCUACAGCUGGACAAGUACUGCAUGCUGAUCCACCUGGUCCUGAGGCAGUCCUUUGAAGUUCUCAAGCGGAAGGCCUGGGAAGAAAGCCAAAUCAAACUUUUCCUGGGCGUCCUGAUGAAGGAGAUCCUGAGUCCCGAGAGUCAGUCUUCCGACGGAGUGAGAAACCACUUGAUUGAUGCCUAUUUGGAUGAGCUUUCCAUUGUGGGAGGGAGAGAGCUUUUAGCAGAUCAGAACCUCAAGCUAAUUGAUCCAUUCUGCAGAAUUGCCGCCAAAACUAAGGACCACGCACUGGUACAGACUAUAGCUAGGGAUGUUUUUGAAGUCAUUAUAGAUCAGUCUGCAUUUGUACCUGAAGAGACUGUGGAGGAGCAGAGAACCAAAGUGGGUGACAGUGGCCUCUCUACCCGAGAGACCCCUGAAGACAAGCUGGCCUGUACAAAAGCAGUCCGCGGGAAGAAGGCUGCACUGGGUGAAUGCCUCGGAGAUGGAGCCCUUGGCAACAGAGAAAGAGAUGGCUGUGCAGCAUUCAAGAAUUCAGGGUCAUCUCUCCAGUUUGAUUUAAAUGCUGUUGCUGAUCGACUCUUGGAAAUAGCCAACUCAAAGAGCACCCCUCCCUUCAACCGGAAGCGGCUCUUCAGACUGAUCAGAAAGUUCCGGGACCCCUCUGAAGGCAAUAGUGCUCAACUCAGUUUUGCUCAGGACGUUAGUGCUGAUGAAAAUGGUCAAGCCCUCAGUCAGAGGAAGGACAAGAAGAAAAGAAAGAAGCUUUUAGAGAGAGCUGCCUUGGACAAGGAGAAAGGAAACACAGUCUCUCUUGAUGGUGAAGAGGACAAUGGAGGCAACAUUCCCAAGAAGAAAAAGAAAAAGAAGAAGAAGAGCCACUUUCAGGCUGAGACUCAGGACUUGGGUGCUGUUAUCAUGCCCCCAGCAGAUAGAACUGACCUUGAGCCCAACAAUGCCAAGAGGCAGACCCCACAGGCAAGUGUGACUGGGCCUGCAGCAGAGCCCACAGCUAGCAUCCAAGAGAACAGCUCCGAGCCAACACCCAUCUUUCCCACGCACAAGAAAAGGAAGUGGCCAAGAAAGAAGAGCCUGAGGGCCCACAGAGAGUUUUGGAAAUCUACCCCUUUGUCUCAGGAGGAUGUAGCAGAGAAUGAUCCUAGCAGUGACCGGCCCCAGAGCUCUGCUGCCCAAGUUUCUUCCUCAGAAGGUGUCCAACGGAAGAGGAAACGGAAACUCGGGGCUGUCCCUGUCAACAGUGGUGACUUGACUGUGCAGAAGGCAGGUACCCCAACAAGCCCUAGCGAAGAGAAAGAUAGCCAGACCAUCCUGCCCCUGUGCAAGAGGCCACAGAAGAAGACAGUGUCCUGCAGUCUUGACCUCCAUGAUCUGUCCAUUAAAAAAUCAGCAAUUUUAAAAAAGAAGAAGAAAAUGAAGCUGAUGUCAAAGUUGGUGGAACACAACAGAGUGACUGAGUCCAGCGCCGGGCAGAUCCCAGCUCUGGAAAGCAUCAGGACUCUGAAAAAGCCGCUGAAAACGGAGGAUGACUUUGUGAAGUUUGACACCCACUUCUUACCAAAGCCCCUGUUCUUCAGGAAAGCCAAAAGCAGCUCUGCCAUCCGUCCCCAAAGUCCUGCUGUCCAGCUGAAUAAAACACCCUCCAGCUCCAAGAAAGUCACCUUUGGAUUGAAUAGAAACAUGACUGCAGAAUUUAAGAAGACAGACAAGAGUAUCCUGGUCAGCCCCACAGGCCUCUCCAGAGUGGCCUUUAACCCUGAGCAGAGGCCGCUGCACGGAGUGCUGAAGACGCCAACCAGCUCCCCUGCCAGCACUCCUACGUCAACCAUGAAGCUACCAGCCACCACUCCGAAAAGAAGGCCAAGGGCUGCGGACUUUUUCUGAGAGCCAGCAUCCCUUUUUAAGGACUGCUUUUAUACUGGAUAUUCUAUAAAUUAUAACUUUUAAAUGUGGGCUUUUUAAUUAUUUUACAAAUCCCCGUGAACGGGGCAAAUGUUCCAGGCCUGUCCCUGUCCGUCCUUGCCUGAGGUGCGGGCCAUGGUUCUGGUCUGAGUCCAUGCACGCACUCAGAGGAGGACUAAGUGAUGUGAUAUAAGGAGCCCCUCUCCUCGGUGCCCAUUGCUGCACUACCGCAGUCGGUGCCGUUCCGGCUACUCGUCUAAGUCUGCCCUUGUGAAAGCAUGUCAGCUGCGGGCCCAUUCUGUGGAUUCUGUGGGCGUUUGGCUGUUUCUCUUGAAUGAGCAAUAGUGUAGCCUUUCUACGUGUGACCAGCACGGGGUGGACAGGUGCGGGGUGGAGAAAAGCCACUCUGUCCAUGAGGCUUUUUCUCCUCGGCCUGACCUGUCCCUGUCUUCCUACCUCUAUAGCAAGCCCAAAGUGUCUUUUCAGGAGGGCCAGUGCCCCCAGGCUGCUGCCCACACUAGCACAGUUUCCCAGGCCUCGGGCAUAGUUCUCAAGCUUAGUGAGUGAGCCCAGGGCCUCUCUGGCUGCACCUGCUUUUUUUUUUUCCCCAGUGUUGUCUGGACCCCAGGCUCUUGGCAGAACAGGAAGUUGUCUGCCUGGAAGUACAUGUGCUGACAGCUCUGUUACCUAGAACACAAGCACCUGCAUCCGCAGGUUUUCUGCAACUCUUCGAGCUUGCAUUAGUGCAGAAUCCCGGGGAGAUGCUCAGGCUUCCAUUUGAAACAAAUCUGACUUUUUUUUCAGAGCAAAGCCUGCUUUGGCAAUUGGCCUUGUCUAAGGAAACUACCUUGGGUCUGAAGGGUGGAGCCUCUCAGGAAGGAGCACAGCCAGAGGCCCAGAUCCUCCUGGUUUUGCCUUGAGGCCCUGGCUCCCAAGCAUUCAAAGUGCUAUCAGUUUGCCCUAUGCUCAGGGUAUGCCCAGGUACCUCCUACUCUGUGCACCCUUGUGCAGAAGCCCCAGUAGAGGAUGGCAGGUCACUACUGCAGGGAUCGCAGAGUUGCUACGUCUGCCUCUGGCUUUACUCCUAAACACAGUCGAGGGGUCCACUUCCUGUUGUUGGACCAACUGACUCAUGGAUAACAUUCCUGAGAGGAAUGAAAUGACUUUGUCUUUUGCCUGCUCAGUAAUGAAGUAUAUCAAUAGGCCAUAAAAAAUAGAGAUAUUAUGCUGUUCUCAGAAUAGGUCGUGUGCAGUGUAACUUGUGGUGGCAUGACCACAGUGUGCUGAGUUUGACAGUCAUACUCAAAACAAAACCUGUGUAGAAAAGAUUAAGGUUAAGGCAGCAACUGCCGCUAGCUUUUCAUUUACAAAGUUCAACAUGUCCAGUAAUUUUUUUUUUCAUUUUAAAGUUAUGUUAUAUAGCCAAGUUUUGUGAAGCAGCAGGCAGCGGUGGUAGAAACAUCCGCAGUAUUUUCACGCUAGCUACCCAUCCUCAGGGACCAGUGAGCAUCCUGGAAGCACAUGUAAUUCCUGCCGAAAUUACUCCCGGGGCAGAGGGCAACCUCUGGGUGCUGGGUUUACAGGUGGGCACUGCUGUGCCAGACCAAGAUUUUUGGUUUUAUUUCUUAUGCGCACAAACACGGAGGCUCUGCCACGUGAAGGAGUACAUUUAGGAUGCCAUGGUUGUCCUUGAUGUGUGUUAUUUCCUCAAGUAAAAUUGCCGGGGAGACCGGAGAAGCAGAUCUUAGUGCUGGUGACCUAAACAGCACUUGGGAAGAUGAUGGUCUUAGGAGUGUGGAUAUGGUCAUUUUUACAGUUUAAUUUCAAACUUUCUUUUUUCUCCCAGCUCCCCACUAGCUCUCAUGUAUCCCAUGUGGCCCCACACUGGUGGUCCUGCCUCAUCCUCCCUAGUGCUGGGACACAGUCCCCUUUCCGAACUGAAGCACAGGGAGCCUGAGGACUCAGGAAGUAGUGGCCUCCCUGGGAAGUAGGUUUGUGUUCUCUCUGGAUCACCAACUGCCCACAGUGUAGUUUGUUUACGAUCAAAUUGUAUUGGUUUCUCCAGGGCUUGUCAGUACAAAUCAAAGCCAAGAGCAAUUAAAAGAAAUAUGUUU
This is a messenger RNA of Microtus oregoni (creeping vole), 4407 nucleotides long. RefSeq names its product ribosomal RNA processing 1B (gene Rrp1b). Bases 38 to 2275 code for a protein of 745 amino acids. Gene Ontology annotation, biological process: rRNA processing. Gene Ontology annotation, cellular component: nucleus; preribosome, large subunit precursor; preribosome, small subunit precursor. The transcript has 16 exons. The record is from RefSeq and is a predicted model, not a curated record. NCBI's taxonomy places the organism in Eukaryota, Metazoa, Chordata, Mammalia, Rodentia, Cricetidae.